AUGAGCACGACAACGAGCCAUUACGAAGCCGUGAUCAUCGGCUCCGGCCAGGGCGGGGGUCCCCUUGCCCAGGCGCUCGCCAACGCCGGCCGGCGCACGGCGCUGAUCGAAUCCAAGCAUGUAGGCGGCACGUGCGUCAACGAAGGCUGCACGCCGACCAAGACCAUGGUGGCCAGCGCGCGGAUCGCCCACCUGGCGUGCCGCGCGCAGGGGUACGGCGUGCAGUUCAAGCGCUCGAGCCUGACGCUGAACAUGGAGACGGUGAGGAAGCGGAAACGCGACAUCGUCGACAGUUUCCGCGCGGGGAGCGAGACGCGCAUCAAGGCCACGGAGAAUCUCGAUCUGAUCAUGGGCAAGGCCACGUUUCGGGGUCCCAAGACCGUCGAGGUGCUGUUGAAUGAUCCGCUGCCACGUCACGAGAGCAACGGUGGCAGUGGCAGCGGCAGUGGCAGCGGCGUGGACACGACCCUCACGAUAACAGGGGACAUGGUGUUCGUGAACGCAGGGUGUUCGCCGUCGAAGCUCGACGUCAAGAACGCGUGCCGCACGGAAGGGCUGCUGGACUCGACCUCGAUCAUGGAACUGGGCGACGUGCCGCGCCACAUUGUCAUCAUCGGCGGCGGCGUCAUCGGGUGCGAGUUCGCGCAGAUGAUGAGACGGUUCGGCGCAAAGGUCAGUCUCGUGCAGCGGGCGGCGCAGCUACUGCCGCGGGAGGACGCCGACGUGGCGGCCGAGGUGCGCCGCAUUUUCGUCGACGCCGGCAUCGACGUGUACCUGGGCGCCACGACGAACGAGGUCUCCAACGUCACGCUAGGCCAGAUCGUCGUCUCCGUGACGCAGAGCGAGGGCAAUCCGAAAUCCAUACUCUGCAGCCAUGUGCUCGCCGCGGCGGGGCGGACACCCAACACCGCAGAUUUGGGCCUCGAGAGCGCAGGCGUCGAGCUCGACAGGCACGGCUUUAUCAAGGUGGAUGAGCACCUCGCCACGUCCGCGCCGGGCGUCUACGCGCUCGGCGACAUCAAGGGCGGUAUGCAGCAGACGCACGUCAGCUACGACGACAUGCGCCUGUUGCGGCGUAAUCUGAUCACGCACGCGCGGAGUGGCGAGCGCGCGUCCGUCCAGGGCCGUUUGGUCCCGUACACGACCUUUAUCGACCCGCAGCUCGGGCGUGUCGGGAUGACAGAGAAGGAGGCUCGUGCGCUGACUCCGCCUCGGAACGUCAAGGUCGCAAAGAUGCCCAUGGCGUAUGUGGCGCGGGCGCUGGAGAUGGACGAGACCAACGGGUUUAUGAAGGCGGUGGUCGACGCCGACACCAAGGAGAUCUUGGGGUUUGCAUGUUUGGGCGUCGAGGGCGGCGAGAUCAUGAGCGUCGUGCAGAUGGCCAUGAUCGGAGGCCUGACAUACGACGAGCUGGAGAACGCCAUCUUUGCGCAUCCAUGUCUGAGCGAGAGUCUGAACAACCUGUGGGGGUUCCUGCAGUAA
Molecule: messenger RNA, 1482 nt
Organism: Cladophialophora carrionii CBS 160.54
Lineage: Eukaryota; Fungi; Ascomycota; Eurotiomycetes; Chaetothyriales; Herpotrichiellaceae
Exons: 2
Coding region: 1-1482 (493 amino acids)
Molecular function (GO): flavin adenine dinucleotide binding; oxidoreductase activity
Source: RefSeq, a predicted model, not a curated record